Penicillium chermesinum is the source of this 1902-nucleotide messenger RNA. RefSeq lists its product as uncharacterized. The record is from RefSeq and is a predicted model, not a curated record. The transcript has 2 exons. The coding region runs from base 1 to 1902 and encodes 633 amino acids. Gene Ontology annotation, molecular function: protein-membrane adaptor activity. Gene Ontology annotation, cellular component: nuclear envelope; meiotic nuclear membrane microtubule tethering complex. Gene Ontology annotation, biological process: nuclear envelope organization. Lineage: Eukaryota; Fungi; Ascomycota; Eurotiomycetes; Eurotiales; Aspergillaceae.
AUGGCUGUACAAGUACCUCGAGCGACGUCAAGGCGCGACCUGAGUGCCUACGAAGAUAUCGACGAUUUCCAAUUUACGCCACGAACAGCUUGGAAACCACGGAAAGGGCCUCUUGCCAAAGGGCCGCAAAAGGAGAAAAUGGCUGGACGAUAUGGAAAUCGUGUCCGGCAGUCCAGACGAGAGCCCACCCCUGAUGAAACCCAGCUAUUCGAGACUCUACGUGAAGCGACCGCUUCUCCUUCGAAAGACAAUCAACAAUCCGACUCUACACCUUCACCUCCCGUUCCGAGAACCGUAUCGACGGACUCUAGCCCCGCUGCCGACCCUCCUUCCGCACGUCGCUUGUCAAUAAUUUCAGACUCUCCUCUAUACCCCUCAAUACUUCGACAAAGCACGUAUGACGGUCCUGCUGGAAGCACUCCAGAUCGCCAGUUCUCUCGCCAAAGUUCGAUCGAUAAUGCGUCAGAGGUGUCUUGGAACCUAGAGCGGGAUGUUCACGAGGACGAUUUACAGCGGACUAGGCCACGGAAGUACCGUGGUGAACCCCAUGGGCAGAACAUAACAGCUCCCCCCCGACGACCUUCGGGGAUAGCCGGAAUUUCAAUGAUCGAAGAGGAGGAAGAGCCAGAAUCAGAUACCAGGUCUGUGUCUGCUGGAGAGCCUACUCCAGAAGCUACGCCUGAACCUGAGCCUAGCGCCGGCUCAGGUCCUCGACCAAUGCCUGAAUCACCCCCCACAUCAUGGACCGCACCUGUGCGCACGAUAAUUCCACAGUGGUUUCGUUCGGAGCGCACCAAAAAACCCACGAAGACGAGCCCAAGCCCCCCCGGGAAAUCUUGGAGCCCCAUGUGGAUCCUGGCUGGCUUGGUGCUACUAUUGUCGUUGGCUUUUACUCUCUUAUCACCGGCUGGUCUGGUGCAGAAAUUUGAUAUCCCAUGGCCUUUUGGUCACAUUCCGUUCGAAUACACGCCCAACAUGACUGACUCAUCUGCAUUUGUGAGCUUAGAAAGCCAACUCUCCAGUAUGAAUGCUGAAUUGUCGUCUUUGUCCAACGAGCUAGUGGCCAUCCGAUCACAGAAACCGCCAGAGUCAAUACCGACAGAAUACCCCGUGGACCCAGGCCUACCAGGCAAACAAAUCCACAGAAUCAACUUUUUAUCUCCAACCUGGGGAGCAGCUAUUGACCCAUACAAUACUGCCCGGACGGCCGGUAGCAAAUACAGUCGCCUCCAACGUUUUCUGACGAAUGUGGCUGGCAUCAGGCCCGCUUUCCACGGCCCCUACCCUCCUAUACAGGCUCUUCUACCUUGGAAGGAGCCAGAGGAAUGCUGGUGCCACGAUGAUACUUUCUCUCAGAUCUCCAUCGUUCUCGGCCACGAUAUUGUCCCAGAAGAGGUUGUGGUUGAACACAUCCCAGAAGGAGAAACCUUGAACCCGGGGUUUGCGCCACGGGACAUUGAAUUGUGGGCCCACUACCAGAUCGUGCCUGUUGUAGAGCCCGUCGAAGAGCCCGAAGUCGCUUCCUCUUGGUUCUCUAUGUUCGGAGGAUCGGCGGGGAACAAGGCACCUGCCGAGGCUGAUUUACCUUCCAAGGCACAACCGAAGGCUGACUCCCGUACUAGGAAGGAUCUUCACGACAUCCUGAUGAGCUCCUUGCGUAUCUCCAGCGAGUCCGAGCCAGAAGGUUCCUAUUCGGAUGACCCGGCUCUUGGGCCCAGUUUCUACCGCAUUGCCACAAUGAGAUACGACAUUCAUGCCUACGACCACAUUCAGCGAUUCCCUGUGAACACUGUCAUCGACAUUCCAGGAAUCCGGGUGGACCACGUUGUCUUCCGCGUAAAAUCGAAUUGGGGGGCGGAGCAAACGUGUAUAUACCGACUAAAACUACACGGGCGAGUUUGA